Pseudomyrmex gracilis is the source of this 1312-nucleotide messenger RNA. It is a transcript of the gene Rpn9, whose product is annotated as 26S proteasome non-ATPase regulatory subunit 13. The record is from RefSeq and is a predicted model, not a curated record. Gene Ontology annotation, molecular function: structural molecule activity. Gene Ontology annotation, cellular component: proteasome regulatory particle, lid subcomplex; cytosol; nucleus. The transcript has 5 exons. Gene Ontology annotation, biological process: ubiquitin-dependent protein catabolic process. Lineage: Eukaryota; Metazoa; Arthropoda; Insecta; Hymenoptera; Formicidae. The coding region runs from base 27 to 1184 and encodes 385 amino acids.
UUUGUUCUUUCGUGUUGUCAUCAAGCAUGGCGGCGACAGUGGCAGUGAAGGAUGUUAACACUUUUCUCAGUCAGAAGCAAAAUGUUGCUGACAAAGACCUCGCCGGAGAAUGGGCGCAGCUCGAGGAGCUAUACAAUAAAAGGCUUUGGCAUCAGCUGACGCUCAAAUUGGAGACAUUCGUAAAACAUCCAGUGCUCCAGCAAGGAGAUAAUCUCGUGCAAUUAUAUACAAACUUUCUGUCAACGUUCGAAAAUAAGAUAAACCCUCUGUCAUUUGUGGAAAUAUUGGCACAUGUGAUACAACAGUUUCCAGAUAAACAGGAGGCUAUUAAAUUCUUAGAGAAAACUGAAGCCAAGGUUCAAAGUAAUAAUGAAGCUGUUGCUCUCUGCAAAGUUCUUAAAGGACAAAUAUUAUUGGAUAAAUUGAACAAUCAGGAACAAGCAAAAAAAAUUAUAGAAGAAGUGGAAACUAUGCUGGAUAAUGCUGAUGGUGUUACAGCAGUUCAUGGACGUUUUUAUCUUCUAGCCAGCCGGUUGUAUAGAUUACAGGGCAAACAUGCAGAAUAUUAUCGCACAGCAUUGAGAUAUUUAGGUUGCAUUGAACUGAGCAGUUUAAGCAGACAAGAUCAGGAACAACACGCUUUUUUCCUUGGACUUGCAGCACUCUUAGGUGAGGGAGUUUACAAUCUUGGGGAACUGCUUGCGCAUCCGGUCUUAGAAUCGUUGAAGGGAACGCCGAAUGCCUGGCUCGUCGAUUUGCUACAGGCGUUCAACGCCGGCGACAUUGUCGCUUUGGAGAGAUUAAAACCACAAUGGAGUAAAGUGGCCGAUUUAGCAGCGCAGGAAUUAAAACUGAGGCAGAAGAUUUCUCUUUUGUGCCUCAUGGAAAUGACUUUCAAACGACAAGCUAACAAUCGACAACUUACAUUUGCGGAAAUUUCUCAAGAGACGCGCCUGCCUCUCGGCGAAGUGGAGCUAUUGGUAAUGAAAGCUCUCGCUCAAGGGCUUGUGCGAGGAGCCAUAGAUCAAGUAGCGGGAACCGUCAAUAUGACUUGGGUCCAGCCGCGCGUUCUGGAUCGCAGUCAGAUCGCCGGAAUGGUGCAGCGUCUUGAUGGAUGGUGUAAGGAUGUUAGCUCAAUGGAAAAACUUUUGGAAUCCAGGGCGUCUGAGAUUCUUACACUUUGAAAAUUUCUUCCGGACCAUGCCUCUGACUUAUUCGUUUGUUACAUCAGCAAAGCUGAUUCACGCACUUACACAAUUAUGAAAUUGUCUCUUAAUAUAUGUCGUCAAUAAAUAUGAACGCUUAUUUCUUA